AUGUCCGCUCCCAACGCAGGCCGUCAAUCUCCCUCCGAGGACCGCCAAUCAGGUGCCCAGCAGCGCGAUGUCCCAGGAAGUGGCAAGAUCGGGGGUUCCUCCUCGCGCCCAGAACCUGAAUUCUCGCAACAGUCAUCCGACAAAUCGAAGUCUGAUACAUUGGAAAGUAACCCGAAGCACCCACUAGAGGAUAUCGAGGCGGCGAAGUAUGCGAAGGGAUCAUCAUGA
Messenger RNA from Penicillium angulare, 228 nucleotides. RefSeq lists its product as uncharacterized. Lineage: Eukaryota; Fungi; Ascomycota; Eurotiomycetes; Eurotiales; Aspergillaceae. The record is from RefSeq and is a predicted model, not a curated record. Bases 1 to 228 code for a protein of 75 amino acids. The transcript has a single exon.